This is a messenger RNA of Plutella xylostella (diamondback moth), 1184 nucleotides long. RefSeq lists its product as uncharacterized. Lineage: Eukaryota; Metazoa; Arthropoda; Insecta; Lepidoptera; Plutellidae. The record is from RefSeq and is a predicted model, not a curated record.
GAAAAGAAAAGUGUGAAAUGGCCAGUGUCAUCGGAUGCAGGUCGCACUUCCCGUCCUGAGCGGAGGUCACGCUGCCCUAUAUAACUACCUGCCGCCGCCGCCACCGCUACUCCCCGGCACCACCUCACACCGCCAACACCUCCUCGAGUGAGCGCAGCGGCAGUCGCGAGGCGCACACGCACGGACGGACCACGCUCGCAGCACGCGGCAGCCCUAGUGAAGUGACAGUGCGCCGGUGACAACCCUAAACGAAACAAUGAGCCACAUGAAAAUCGCCCUGGUGGUGUGCUGCUGCGCGGCGCUGGUGGCAGCCCAGUACGAGCACUACGGGCUCGACUUCUCCAACAGCUUCCUGGCCACGAGCUUCGGCGCCGCGCCCAGCUUCAACACGCUGUCGGCGGCCGGCGCCCGGGACCCCAGGGCUAACACAGGUAAUUUAGGGCCAGUGGUGUUCCCCCCCUCCCCGGCCGGUGACCCCGGUCAGACCAGCGGAGUGGUGCCCGGAGCCUCAGGAUACGGCUUCGUGCCCCCCGGCUCGCAAGGACCAGCUGUGCCGAAUUUCUAUUACCGAGGAUUCUUUUUAAGAUAAAUAUAAUAUAAUAUAAAAUAAUUGUAAGUAGAUUAUUUUAACAAUUUGUACAAAAGAAACCUAUAGUUACCUGAAAAGAUUACCGGAUAAUAAUUCAGCAUUAUGUUGUAAAAUACGAUACCAGUACAUAUGUAAUUAAAUAAAUUGUACCUACCUAAUUAUUACUAUGUAAAUGCAAAGUUAGAUUUAUUUAUAGGUAAUUUAUAAAUUAUUAUAACUGUUUAACUGCGUACAAUUUUUGUUGAUGUACUAUUUUUAAUCAUUAUUAUGUAAAUAUUUUAUUCUGGAAUUUCUUACCCAUACUGUGAUAAAAAUGUUCAUUACAAAAUGUUUAAGUAACAAUAUUAAUAAAAUAAGUAUUUAACUAACAGAGCUUUAUUGAAAAGAUAAGUCAUUUGCUUUUCACUUUGUAUAAUAAAUAAUCAUUUAGACAUACAUGACUAAAAUGUAUCGACAGUUCGGACAUCUAAGUAUUCUUUUACGAUAAACUGUAACUGUAUUACCUACUACAAAAAAAAUAUCAAACAAAUCAUGUAUAUAAAUCGUCAAAAACUGAAAAAAAUAUAAAAGCAUUCUUCUAUUAAAUAAAAUAAUU